AUGCCAUCUAAUACAGUAAAAUUUUGGUCUCUUCUUAUUUUUCUUAUACCAUCUAUUCUUUGUGCAUUAUUUAUCUCAUAUUAUUUAUUAUUUGAUCGCACUUUACGACAUGCUCUUCAUAAUCAUGUUGUGAUUGUACUUCUUCUUAUUGGUUUAUUUUCUGAAAUGACCAAUUAUAUAUGGAUGCUCGUUUAUUAUCAAUAUGCAGGAAUAUGGCAAAGAUCAAAUAUCUUUUGUGCAAUCUGGGGUUUUAAUGAUUGGGCAUUAUAUAUUACUUAUACAAUUUUGUUAGCUUGGGCAACAAUCGAAAGACAUAUUCUUGUCUUUCAUGAUCGAUGGGUAUCAUCAAGAAGAAGACGUUUACUUGUUCAUUAUCUUCCUUUAGUAUGUCUUUUUCUCUAUUGUUUUGUUUUUUAUAUUGUUGUUUACUUUAUUCCACCUUGUGCAAAUAUUUUCUCUCAAACCGGUUACAUAUGUAUAUCUCCAUGUAUAUUUAAUAGUUAUACAUUUAGUAUGUACGAACUAGUAGCUCAUCAAUUUUUACCUUUUCCAAUUAUUGUCAUAUUCAGUAUCGCUUUACUUGUGCGUGUAGUAUUCCAGAAAAAGCGAACACAUCAACCUGUGCAGUGGCGUAAAUAUCGAAAGAUGACAGUUCAAAUGUUGUCAAUUUCAUUGCUUUAUGUUGUUUUGUAUUUUCCUUUCUUAGUAGUUAGUAUUUGUGUAUUAUUCAAUGUAUCAACUGACCUACUCAAUGAGAUUCUUCCUUAUACAACGUUUAUUACUUAUUUCAUUUUCCCACUUUAUCCUUUUGUCUGUGCUCUAUCCUUGUCCGAUUUACGAAACAAAAUGUACCAGAUUUUGCAUCUUCGUCGACCACCAAGACAAGUUGGUAUUGAAACAUUUACAUUACGAGUCCGUGAAAAUAAUCAUACAACUACUAAAACUAACUACUAG
Molecule: messenger RNA, 954 nt
Organism: Adineta steineri
Lineage: Eukaryota; Metazoa; Rotifera; Eurotatoria; Adinetida; Adinetidae
Source: the annotation of a GenBank genome assembly